UACCAAGGCCAAAGAACCUAGUAGAGUAUUUAAGGCGCAUGCGGCCACCGUCCCUCAGCUCUCGCGAGGUUUUGUCUCCCGGAAGCGCUAGAGGUCGUUCCCGGUCAGCCGCGUAGAGAUGUGUGGGGACUGUGUGGAGAAGGAAUAUCCCAACCGGGGUAACACCUGUCUGGAGAAUGGAUCUUUCUUACUGAACUUUACAGGCUGUGCAGUGUGCAAUAAGCGGGAUUUUAUGCUGAUCACAAACAAAUCCCUAAAAGAGGAAGAUGGAGAAGAAAUAGUGACCUAUGAUCAUCUGUGUAAAAACUGUCAUCAUGUAGUGGCCAGGCAUGAGUAUACAUUCAGUAUCAUGGAUGAAUUUCAGGAGUAUACCAUGCUGUGUCUGUUAUGUGGCAAAGCUGAAGAUACUAUCAGUAUUCUCCCUGAUGACCCUCGACAAAUGACUCUCUUAUUCUAACACUCCUCCAGUUCUGUUGAACCCAUGUUGGAUUGGUUUACAAUACAGAAAGCCAGAUAGUUUUAUCUCAUAAACAAUGUUCUUUGUGUAUUUUCUUUCUUUCUUAGGCUUGCGUGUCCUUUGAAAGAAAAAGUGAUUCAAGGGAUUGUUGUUCCUUAGAACUGAGUUCUAGUGCUGAAGUUGCCAGUUCACAUCAGUGCGACCAGACUGAAACAUUUUUGUUAGCAGUCAUUUGGCCAGAAAGAAUUUCAGUGAAUGCAUACUUAGUGCUUAGGUCUUGGUUUCUCAUAAAAAGAACCAGGACUUCUUAGAAAAAUGAUUGGUGGAGUAGAACAGGAAAUAUGCAAGGUAAGCCUGAAGCAUCUUGGGCCACCAAAAAGUGAAGUACUAAGAAAAUUUUUAAAUCGGUGAUUGAGGAUAUGUCAAACAAAGGGGCCAGCUGAAGGAACUCCCAGUGACUAUAGAGCUGGAACAGAUACAGACAGAAGCAUUUGAUUCUCUCAUUUUUCCCUGUGCCAUCUGAAAGGAGGACGUGUGAUUCUCUCAUUUUUCCCUGUGCCAUCUGAAAGGAGGACGUGACUUGGCUGGUUACCAGCAUGCCUCUCUUGCAUUCUUCUCUUUGCUCCCCCUUACACGCCAGUGGACUGGGACAAUUUGCUUCAGUAUCCUCACUGACUGUCAAACCACCAUUCUCCAGUCCAGCAUGAGUGCAACCAGAGAGCAUGGUGCCCAUUCUCCACACCUGCCACUUCAUACGAUGCUAAAGAACGGGGAGGGUACCUUGGAGGGGAUAGGAUUAGGAAGGAGGGGGAUCUCAGCCUCUGCAUACCUAACAUUCAUAUCUCACUUUCAGCCCUCACCCUCACUGAAAUAGGCUUGCAAGCUGCUAUAUAAGCAGCAUUCCCCAGCCUUUUCCCAGGUUUUGAUCUGAAAGGGUUCCUUUCUAUGUACUUGCCUCACCCUGUGCUGUAGCACAGUCCCUGUUAAAAUAAAGACUUGUUUUGUUUUUCCUGUAA
Cavia porcellus (domestic guinea pig) is the source of this 1473-nucleotide messenger RNA. It is a transcript of the gene Churc1, whose product is annotated as churchill domain containing 1. The coding region runs from base 119 to 457 and encodes 112 amino acids. The record is from RefSeq and is a predicted model, not a curated record. NCBI's taxonomy places the organism in Eukaryota, Metazoa, Chordata, Mammalia, Rodentia, Caviidae. Gene Ontology annotation, biological process: multicellular organism development; fibroblast growth factor receptor signaling pathway; positive regulation of DNA-templated transcription. Gene Ontology annotation, molecular function: zinc ion binding. The transcript has 4 exons.